GAGCUCCAGAACAAUCAGUUCGACCUGACAUUUCUGAGAAGUGAGUCAAACGGGUUCUAUUUACUCAGCGAACGCUGCAGGUCAAGUUUCAAAGGGUCCCUCUCUUCUCCGGCCUGCAUGAAACACAACAAAUAUUGACCCCGAGUGGGAGUUGAUCAGUUUGGUGGAUUUUAACCUUCGGUGUUCAGCCCGCCCGUGUCUCCUCCGGCAGAAGUCGCUCCCUCUGCCAGUGCUGUUUAUUGUUAUUUAUGUGUGUGUUUGAGGCGUUUUGUGCGUGGAAACAUGAGGCGUCCGCUGCUGCUUCUUCUGGGGCUUCUGCUCCUCCAACAGGGCCGCUGCUUUGAGUUCGUGAUCGACGGAGAAUGGGAGGACGAGAUGUCAGACAAACGGGAUCAUCGGGAGAGACACAAGAGAGCCGUGUUGACCAGCGAGGAGCAGGAAGACUUUGAGGCCGUCCGCGGCGAUGACAUCACCGUCAAGAGCUACAAGGUGGAGAGCCGCAUCACGUCACGUUUCGCCCACACCACCGUCAGGAGCUCGGUGGUCAACUCGGGCUCCAAAGCCCAGAGCAUCGCCUUCAACGUGCAGAUCCCCAAGCGGGCUUUCAUCACCAACUUCACCAUGAAUGUGAACGGGAUCAUCUUCGUGGGCUCGGUGAAGGAGAAGACCGUGGCCAGGAACCUAUACACACAGGCCCGAGCCAGAGGCAAGGCGGCGGGCAUCGUCAGGGCGAACUCCCAGGACAUGGAGACGUUUAAGACGGAGGUCUUCGUGCCACCGGGCAGCCACAUCGAGUUCGAGCUGCACUACCAGGAGAUGAUGCAGAGGAAGCUGGGCUCCUACGAGCACUGGCUCCACCUGCAGCCCGGCCGGCUGGUGCCACAGUUCCAGGUGGACGUGUACAUCUUCGAGCCGAAGGGGAUCUCCUCGGUGCAGGCGGUCAACUCGCUCGGGGAGCAGUUUGCGCAUCUGAUGAAAGUGACCUCGUCCAAAGACAAGGCUCACGUCGCCUUCAAGCCGAACCUGCAACAGCAGAGGAAGUGUGAGAACUGCACGGACAGCGCCAUCGACGGCGUCCUGUCGGUCAAGUACGACGUGGCGAGAGACAGCAACGCUGGGGAGCUGCAGGUGUCAGACGGCCACUUCGUCCACUUCUUCGCUCCCUCCAACCUGUCCCCCCUCCCCAAAAACAUUGUGUUCGUCAUCGACGUCAGUGGAUCCAUGUGGGGGGUCAAGAUGAAGCAGACGGUGGAGGCCAUGCACGCCAUCCUGGAAGACCUGACCAUGGACGAUUACUUCAGCAUCAUCGACUUCAACCACAACGUGCGCUGCUGGAGCGAGGACCUGGUGACCGGCUCCUCCAUCCAAAUCGAAGACGCCAAGCAGUACAUCCAGAACAUCAAACCCAACGGAGGUACCAACAUCAACGAGGCGCUGAUGAAAGCGGCCCAUAUGCUGGUGAAGGGGACCACGCAGGGGCUCAUCAACGCUCGAUCCGUCUCCAUGGUCAUCCUGGUUUCCGACGGAGACCCCACUGUGGGUGAGAUCAAGCUGAGCACCAUCCAGAAGAACGUGAAGCGGGUGAUGAAGGAGGACUUCUCUCUCUUCUCGCUGGGCAUCGGCUUCGACGUGGACUACGACUUCCUGGAGCGCAUCGCCACGGAGAACCGGGGCAUGGCUCAGAGGAUCUACGCCAACCACGACGCCGCGGAGCAGCUGCGGGCCUUCUACAGCCAGGUCUCCUCGCCCCUGCUGAGGAGGAUCUCCGUCCUCUUCCCGGAGGACUCGGUGUCCGACGUCACCCAGAACACCUUCGACAAGUACUUCCAGGGCUCGGAGCUGGUGGUGGCCGGGAAGGUGCUGCCGUCCGAGAGCGGCACCCUGACCAGCUUCACCACCGCGGCCGCCGCUCGUCUGGACAUCACCCUGGAGACGGAGGGGGACGUGGCGGCGCUGGACACGGAGAUGGCCAAGCAGCAGCACUCCUUCCCGUGCUUCGCCAGACAGAUGUGGGCCUACAUCACCGUCAAACAGCUGAUCUCCGAAAGGUCUCUGGCUCCCUCGGCCGCCAAGAAGAGGAGGAUCACCCAGAGGAUCAUGACGCUGGCCGUGGAGCAUCAGUUUGUCACGCCGCUCACCGCCCUGCUGGUGGAGAGCGAGGACGGAACGGAGAGGAUGCUCGCCGACUCGCCGAGGGACCCCAAGCACGGCUGCUGCUCAGUGACCUUCGGCGGAGGCCCGGCGCCCCCCCCUGCGGAAACUUCUUUGGUUUACGACGCUCCCGAAUGGGUCCAGAUAUCCACCCCGCCCCCCCCCCACGAGGCUGGAAAGGGCCCCGAGGAUUGGACCCUGCCUCCAAAGAUAAACCUAGUGGAUAACGACCCUCACUUCAUCAUCCACCUGCUCAGAGGAAACAUGGACGUGUGCUUCAACAUCGACUCCACACCUGGACACAUUCUCAACCUGGUGUCUGACAGCGGAACAGGCCUGGUGGUGAACGGCCUGCUGGUCGGCUCCAAGCAGCCGCACAAGAGCAAGCUGAGCACCUACUUCGGCGCCAUCUCGGUGUACUACCAGCCCGACGGGGUCGCCGUGACCGUCGCCACCGACCGCGUCGACCUCACCGACGGCCGGAGCAACCACUCCUUCACCUGGGGCGCCACGGCGGACAUCACGCAGGACGGGGUGAGGGUCUCCAUCGUGAAGAACUCCCACGUCUCCGUCGUGGUGAACGACGACAUCCGGGUGAUGGUGCUGCUCCACCGCGCGUGGAAGAAGAACCCCGUCAGCGUGGACUUCCUGGGCGUCUACAUCCCCAACGACAACCGGUACUCUCCACUGGUCCACGGGCUCAUAGGGCAGUUUUCCAGAGAGCCUGAGGUGAGCGUGUACGACGUGCACGAGGGAGACGACCCUCUGAAGAAGGAGGCCACCAUGGAAGUGAAGGGCAACAAGCUGCAGGUCACCAGGGGUUGGCAGAAGGACUACAGGCGCGAUAAGAAACGCGGCUCCAGCGUCUUCUGCUGGUUCGUCCACAACAGCGGGAAGGGCUUCAUCGACGGCCACUACACCGACUACAUCGUCCCGAACCUCAGCGGCUUCCUGCGGACGCUCUGAGACGCGUUCAAACACAGGAGAACGAUGGGAACAAGUGUUUCUGUGCAUUCCAUUUUCCAAAAGAACAUUUCUGUUGAAUUUAUUUGGAAGAAAAUGUACAAUCUGCAAUGUUAAGAUCAACUUGAAUACUGAUACAAAAUAAAAAAAAGA
This is a messenger RNA of Pungitius pungitius (ninespine stickleback), 3267 nucleotides long. RefSeq names its product inter-alpha-trypsin inhibitor heavy chain 2 (gene itih2). Gene Ontology annotation, biological process: hyaluronan metabolic process. Gene Ontology annotation, molecular function: serine-type endopeptidase inhibitor activity. The transcript is spliced from 21 exons. NCBI's taxonomy places the organism in Eukaryota, Metazoa, Chordata, Actinopteri, Perciformes, Gasterosteidae. Bases 283 to 3117 code for a protein of 944 amino acids. The record is from RefSeq and is a predicted model, not a curated record.